UUAUUGAUUCGUCAUAUUUCUCCUAAGCCGCAAUCUUAAAAAAAGAUUUCGAAAUAUCCGUGUGAGCUGCGUGAAAAGCCGGAGUGGAGACGGAGAGAUGCGUUGCUUAUUGGCGAGCAUCAUUGUUUCUGUGUUCAGUGCCACCAUGGGCCAUUUAACACCGAGCUCUGUCUGAUGCUAACACUUCAUUAGCUGUACCCUGAUUCGUUUUUUAAUUAUUUUAUUUUCCCCCCUGCUUUUCUAAAACGAAAAGAUAAAUGUCGCCAUUUGUGUUUGGCCUGUAUUAAAUCUCUAAUCUUUUCUGUUCCACAGUGUAAUUGUGUAAACUAAGAAAGCUCAUAUUGUGACUUCAGUUGUUCGACAUCACACGUUAUAAUUAGCCAGUUAUAGCUAAAGCAGUAGCAAAGCCACGGUUAUUUGUCUGGGAGCAAACUUUUUUUUUUUAAAUGAAAGAAAAUCAAACGACCUCUCUAAAUAUCUAUCAUAUCGUGAUAUAUGGUUAUAUAUUGUGUGUAAGUUUGCUAUUUUAUCCGCACUUGAUGUGAUUUAGUCAGCUAGUCGAGUAGCGCGGUGCAUGCUAGCAGCAGUGUGUUGACCAUCACGGGGAUGUUUUUUUUGUUCGAUACGCUAACGCUGAUUUACUAGAUGGCGAUAAAUUUCAUCUCGUGUUUGAUUGAUCGAACCUGGGUAGUAGAAACGCCUACCUUCUAGUUUGUUCUUCUUCAUUUAAAUAGAAUUAAAUGCUAGAAUCACAACGUAUCCUUCAUUUAAUUAUGGUGCCUAGUGAACUGCUAGCAAAUGUUUGCUAGCUACAUGGCUAAUCAUUGAGCUAGACGGAGAUUGAUAUGUUGACUAGCCUGAGAGGUGGAUUAUAUAAACGCCUGUAUCAGAUAAGCUUUGGUAAAGGUUUCUAAAUACAGUGAUCCGCUGUUAAGAACCCCGUUAAGAGUGCUGGUUCAAUUGCGUCCUCUAUUUAAAAGAUGAAGAAGCAGCGGAGCGGCUGUGAUCCCUGUGUGUGAUCCAUUAUUUAUGUAAAGGACAUUAGCAUUGAUAGCGGGCUAGCUCACUCGACAGAGCUCCGUUAGCUGCUUGCUAUCGUGUGCUAGCUAAUGCAACCCGCACCACAAUAGAUGCUGCUAUCGCCAAACCAAAUCCUCGCAAAAUCUAUCUGUUUAUCUGAUUUUUUUGGGGGAGAUGGAAUCGACUAAUCAUUUCAUGGAAUCAAACGAAAAAGCUUAGUUAAGGUUAGAAGACAGCCGUGUAAUCCGUUCAUCUUUGAGAGAUUUACUCGGCCAUUUUUAUUUGAUGAUCAUGAUCUCUCUCUUUCACUCUUCAGUAAUAUUGCACCAUAUGUGCAUUUCACCCAGAUUACACUUUUUUUUUUAAAACUGGAAAAUAAUUAAUAUUACUUCAACAAACAGUCCUGCCUUUUGUAACAGGGGUGUAAAAGCCAAAUGCAGACAAUUUCAAAUUCCCAUGAACAAUAGUGAUUGUGUAGAGCAGUGAAACCCAAAUAUUUAAGCUGCCUUAAAAUCUGGCUCUCCAGGAUCUCAUCCAGAGUUCCUCCGAGUCACGACCAGCAAAUAUUAAGAGCGUCUGAUUAAAAUUCAAGUUUUAUGCAUGCGGUAAAAAGGAUCAUCGUGUCUGAUAUGGUUACGGUGCUUUUUACUUUACUGAUCAGCCUUUCUGGGCUGUUCAUGUGUUUCUACCCGGAAUAUCAUGCUCGUGGAUGUAAAAUGGGUUGCGUAUUCGUAUUGUUUGUUUAUAUCUUUGCAGUGGAUCUCAUCUUUUGAGCUAAAUGACCGUUGCCCUCUUGAGCAACCGACCAUGAGUAUUAUCCAGGACAAGCUAGGCAACGAGUUUCUGCGCAACGGCAGCAUGGACCCCAACUUUGCCCCCAGCAUGAUCAUGUUCAGCCAUUUACCUCCAGUCACCAGCUUCACACGACUCACCUCACAGCCGGUGGUGACUGAUGUACCGCAAGAGAUGGUCCUGAAGAAAGAGAGGGAUUCUCCGGAGCAUGGUGGCGGUUUUCUGCACAGCAUGGGCAUAAAGCAGGAGAAGUUCACUGAGCUUGACUACCGCAUCCCACUGUAUGGAACAGGCUCAGGGACAGGAGGAGGAAAGAGUUCAGACAUGCUGGACAUUUCACUUGGAAGUCACCAGAGCAUGCUUCUGCAUGAUGUCAACAUCAGCAGUCAACUUCCUGGAAGAUUAGGGAAAGACCCAAAAGACUCGACACACAGAAAAGGACGGAGGGCAAAUGGGGAGGGAACAGAGGGCAGAGGCAGAAGGAAGCGAGGGGAUUCCACAAAGUCAAUGAUGCUGGAUGGGGAGGGAGGACCGCUUUCUCCCAGCUCCAAGCCACACAUAUGUGAACACUGCAGCGCCGCCUUCCGCAGCUCCUACCACCUGCGCAGACAUGUGCUCAUCCACACAGGUGAGAGGCCUUUCAGGUGCAGUCAGUGUAACAUGAGCUUCAUCCAGAAGUACCUGCUGCAGCGGCAUGAAAAGAUCCAUAGUGGGGAAAAGCCAUUCAGCUGUGACCAGUGCAACAUGCGUUUCAUUCAGAAAUACCACAUGGAGCGACACAAGAGGACACACAGUGGAGAAAAGCCAUAUAAAUGUGAUACUUGCCAACAGUAUUUCUCUCGUACUGAUCGUUUACUGAAGCACAAGAGAACCUGUGGAGAAGCCAUAAAGAAGGAUCUGGACCCAGGGAUGCUACACAUUGGAGAUGAAGACCUGGGACAAGGCAGCUACCUACAAACUCAGGGAAAUGUCAGUGCACCACCACGCAAGAGAGGCAAGUCCAAGAACAGUGGGGAGGGUGGAGAGCGGCGGAGGAAAAAAACAGCAGCUUCAGGGGCAGGCCAAAUGGUCGGCCUGCAAGACUACACCGUAGACAUGGCCGCUGGCUCUGGAGCGUCCUCUUCGGGGGUGGGGAACAUGGCAGACACCAGCAUGGCAAACCAGCACGUUCGCACUCCCAAGCUCGCCUUCAAGAAAGGUGGACGCAAGGGUGGGGACAAGAGCCUGCUCUCAAUGGGUGAGGCCGGCUCAAGCUCAGCUCUGCAUGAGCAGAAACUGUUACCUCCGAAAUCUAGUCCCAUGGAUCUGCCUGGACCAGGAGGAAUGGAUGGUCUAGGUCUCCUCCAGAGUUCCUCAGAGUCAAAGCAAGGUGGCACAAGCAGCAACUACGACGAUGCCAUGCAGUUUCUGAAGAAGAGGAGGUACUUGCAUGCGGUGAACAGUAGUGGUGGUGGGAGUGGUGACUACGGCUCAGUCCACCUUCCUCCUCAGCAGACGGUUAUCCAAGGCGGUAUUGGUGAACCCACACUGGCGUUACUGGACACGUCACCUCUGGUCAGUGUUGACAACAAGCACGACAAGUCAGGCAUCCCAGAUGAGGUACUGCAGAGUCUGCUGGAUCACUACUCCCAUAAAAGUGAUGUGACUUUUGACCUCUCGGAGCCACAUCAUGUGGAGCUGCAUACUGCUUCAGCGACACCUGAGCUGGGAGCAGAUGAAACCUCCUCGAACAGCUCAGCCGACAAAAGUGGCGUGAUGAACGAGUAUUCCAAGUUCCUGCUGCAGACUCUGGAGAGGACGAGCCAUGGCGGUAGUGGUGUCUUUACAUUCUUCCCAGAGAAGCACAUGUAUGCUGCGUCUCCUCUGGAGUGUACCUUCAGCCAGUCUGUCUCCUCUCCCCACGGUCCCUCAUCCGCUUCUGUGCUACCAAAGUCCCACUUCAGCAUGCUAGUGGGCUCCCAAUCUCCGUCCCACGCCUCGACUUCCUCCCAGCAGGCCUUUCACCUGAGUGCCCUAGAGCCCUCGGCCCACCAGCAGCUCACGCCGUCUCAAGAGCUCACUGAGCAGUUGGACACCCAGGAGCUUGCUAAUGGCAGCGGGCAGAAGGAGCAGCAGGUGAAGAAUGGCAAUGCCACCAGUGCAAACAGCACCAGCAGUGGCUCCACUUCUGUCUACUCCCUGUCUUCACCAUCUGAUCUGACAGCCCUGGAACCAUCCAAGGAGGUGGACAUGCGGCCCACGUUUCAGAUCGAGAACUUCGCUCAGGCAUUCGGCUCCCAGUUCAAAUCCGAGCGCCGAACCCCGCUGGCAUACAGUGCUGACCCCCAGAUCGUUGUCGUCGAAGUUGACCCCCGAAUAUCGCGGACUCCCAUGUCAGAAUUCUCAGGGUAUACCAGUCUGUUAGCUGAAGUAAAUGAGCCAGCUAGCUCAGGAACCAAAACCCCCACGAGCCAAAGCUACAGGUAAAGGUUUUGGUAGCCAGCCGAACCCGACAGUUUGGGACAAGGACUUUCCCCAGUACCCUUAAUCCCAUUUCCCUCUUUUUUUAAAGCAAAAUAAAAUAUUAAUUAUUACACUGCCAUUAAUUGUUAAUACUCUACCAGGGAAGGUCUACCUGACCUCAAAUGCAAUUUUUUUGAUAUUCUUUUUUUAAUGUGUUUUAGUUCCUCGUUUUUAUUAGUGUAGUCAUUUCUGUGGUUAGAGGGUAGAUGAUGAUUGACUUGACUUUUCAUAAACCCUGUGUUUUAGCAAUCAGGAUAGAAUUGUAAAAUAGAUGAAGAUGAUCUAUAGUAAUAACUAUUGUCAGGGUGUGGCCCAGUAUUCAGUGGCAAGAAAACGUCGGCCUAUUGUCUGUUACAAUAAUUGAAAGUAUUACUCAGGAAAAAACAUUUUUUAAAAUAAUUAGGUGCAACUAGCACUGCUCAUUUUUUUUCUUUUUUUUAUAUAAAAACAAGCAUAGUUUAAAACUACAGUGAAAUAUUGUUUUCUGAAAUUCCUUGGGGGGGGGGGGGGGGGAAUCAAAUCCACACUCAGUCUACCUGUUCAGCUGACCACACUGGUGAAUCUUUCCACUACUUGUACAUGUGCAGAGAUUAUGGUACUUUUGUCAAUGUGAAAACACUUUGCAUACGUUAAUCACUAAAGGACAGACGUAAGACACAGUCAUAAACCUAAAUACACACGCUCAGUCCCAAACAAUGCUCAUGGAAUUCUGUGUGCAUUUAAGUCUUUUUAAUAGCAUCUUUACAGCUACUGAAAUGUGGCCUCAGGGUUUGUCGUACACAGGCUGAUUUAUGCUUCUGCAAAUCUGUGAACCCGUGCGGGUCUCCUGUAAAAAUAUUCGCUUUAGGUGUUUGCCACGACACUAGAGGGCAGUGUUGCAUGUAACAAACCAGAACGUUCUGAACUCAAAUCAAAGAGGAGAGUCUCAUGCUGUACUGUAGAAGAGAUGAUGAAGUAGGAAAGUACUGGAUGCAGUUAAGAAGUUUAGUUUUUACGUUGAACUUGAUCAUUAAUGGCAGUAUUCUGCUGAAAUGUGUUUUGCAUUGCUUUUGGAUUAUUCAUUCAGUAAAACUCUGGAAAUAUUCCCCAGGUUUUUGCUAUACAUCUCUCGCUCCUGUAGUUUAUUGCCCUUAAUUUCGUAAAGUAGCGAGCUUAUAAUAUCCUACCUUUUCUGCAAGUCGACCCUCAAUUUUGCUCAUGAGUUAGUUCUGGUCUGGGUGUAGAGCUGUUUGGGUCUCAUCCCAACUCUGACCUGAUACUUUCCUGCUCAGCCAAUCGUACCCCUUUUCGACUAACAGGGAAUGGGUUCUUGAAUCGCUUCUGUUCAGGAUUCUUUGAACCUUGGUGCAGGGCUAGUGAACCAGCCCGCAUUUUCACCAGUUUUGAGUAGAACCAUUGUAAUCAAGGAUGCUUCAUGAAAGGAGGGCAUUUCACAACCAGAGUAAACAGUAGCAGCAAGGUGCUGGUGUGCAUUGAUUUGAUUAUCUGAGCUUUUUUCUGUUAUUGCAGAUACUUGUUUUUGGUCCCUCCCCUGAAGAUGCAUCCUUCUCCAUUGCUGUGCUCCGCUUCCUCUCCAAACUAAUGACACGCCCACUGAUGUCAUGGUUCAUGCUGAGAAAACCAGCUAUAUUUUGGUUCCAACUGGGAACCAACUUUUCAGGUUCCGAACCAAUUUAUUUUUGGUUGAAAUGCUCCGAACGGUUGAAGAACAGAACGGGCUCUCUGUUGGUUGAAAAGGGGUAUCGGUGUCUUGCAUAACAGAUUGUCAUGAGGUUUCUGUUGGUUCCCCCUCAAGCUACACUAACCCAUGUACUGUAUCUCCUUGUCUCUGUGUUUUGCAGAAGUAUAAAUCAGCCGUAAAUCAUACCCCCGUUGUUAGACGUCAGCUCUCAUCCCUUUCAUUUCUCAAGGAAUCAUAUUAGCACUUUUACCACUGAAGACAAAAACUGUUGGAUUACAGAUACAUACAUGCUUUUGUUCAGAGGAAAGCUGUGAUUUUUUUUUUAACAUAACGGAAAUGGGUGUUUAUUGCUGGGGCAUUUUUUUAUUUUUUAAUAUAUAUAGUGGGAUGGGAGGGGUAUUAGCAUGAUUUUGUUUUAGUAAUGCUAUCAACAUGGAUGCCAUACCAAUUUUUGUGCUGUGGAGCCUUGGGUGUAAGUACAGGGCCUCUGUAUUCAAAGUGUAUUUAAGUAUUAAGUUGAAUUUUUUUUUUUUUUUAAGUGAAUAGCUGCAUUUGGAAUUCUACCUCUCAAAUUGCAAAUUUGAUGCCUAAUGGACAAAAAUGCAAACUUCCCUUUCAAGGUCAUGCUUGGAGAACCAGGUUGUGGACUUUUAAACUCGUGCAAAUCUGAAUUUUUUUUGGACCUGGACCUGUUGAAUUUUUGUUGUUAGCCAUGAAAUCAGGAAUCACACAGCAUGAAGAGACUUGUGAAUCUGAUUACUGUUUUCCCCCACAAAUGCAAUCUUUGCUGUGCCCGUGAACGGAGCAGGAAGACUCCUGUGUCUUCCUUCCGUGUCUCCUGCUCCUAUCCAGCAUGAAUGGGACCCAGCUAUUGGCCUCAGUCCCUUCACAGAGAACUGCUGAUUGUGCACUAGUCUCGGGGCUCAAAACCUAAAUGCUGCAUUCUCCCAUACAUUUUUUUUUUUUAAAUGUAAAAUAAAAAACGGUGGCAAAAAGAACACAAUUGACCUUAAUAUACCUCAUAUCACUGUAUACACGACAAAACCAGGGACGUGUUUCAUGUAGCCUAUAUAGUGGUAAUAUUGUAGUGUACAUCAGCCAUAUUGUAGAAUCAUAUAAUGCUGCCUGUGUUUACGAUUAUAGUUCAUGUUGGUCUGUUGGAUUUUUUUUUUUUUGGUCUGUUAAGCAAUUUUGCCAAGCAGUGUUUCCUUGUAGAUCUCUUUCCCCUUAGGAUUUUUUGAAUUUGUUUUUCCCCUUGUUUUUGUUCCUUGCCAUAAUGUGUGUUAAUAUGAUCUCUAGAAAGAUUUUGUUUACAGUAAUGUGCAAAACACUAAAAAUGUGUUUUAUUUCCCAUUUGAUUGUU
Molecule: messenger RNA, 7358 nt
Organism: Neoarius graeffei (lesser salmon catfish)
Lineage: Eukaryota; Metazoa; Chordata; Actinopteri; Siluriformes; Ariidae
Gene: znf281b
Product: zinc finger protein 281b
Exons: 6
Coding region: 1720-4278 (852 amino acids)
Biological process (GO): regulation of transcription by RNA polymerase II
Molecular function (GO): DNA-binding transcription factor activity, RNA polymerase II-specific; RNA polymerase II cis-regulatory region sequence-specific DNA binding
Source: RefSeq, a predicted model, not a curated record